CUAAUUCCUAAAGCAGAAGAAGAAGUUAGCCUCACUGGUUCGGGGCGGUUGCAGACGACGUGGACGCAGUUUGUGCGGGAAUAAAACGCGUUUCUUUGCGGUUGUUCGGUCCAAACUACUCCACACACGAGACGAUUUAAUUUAACUGACACCCUCGCGCCUCGUUGUGCGGACUUUAACCGACGUUCAGACUCAUCCGCGGCUCAGAUUCUAACGUUGUUCAGCGGAAGGCUACCAGGCCUCGCAGCCUAACCACCGCCAUGAGUUACGGGAGAGCUCCGCCAGACGUCGACGGCAUGACUUCCCUCAAAGUGGACAACUUAACGUACCGGACCUCGCCGGAGACCCUCAGGCGGGUGUUCGAGAAGUACGGCCGGGUCGGGGACGUGUACAUCCCCCGGGACCGGUACACGAAGGAGAGCCGCGGGUUCGCCUUCGUGCGGUUCCACGACAAGCGGGACGCGGAGGACGCGAUGGACGCCAUGGACGGCGCGCUGCUCGACGGACGGGAGCUCCGGGUCCAGAUGGCCCGGUACGGCAGACCCCCUGACUCCCACUACGGUGGAGGAGGUGGAGGAGGAGGAGGAGGGCGACGCGGAGGAGGAGGACCGGCCAGGAGGCACGGCGGCCACGGGCGCCGGAGCAGGAGCUCUUCUCCCAGCCCGAGACACAGGCGUCGCAGCCGCUCCCGCAGCCGGAGCCGCUCCCGCUCCCGGAGCCGGUCCCGCUACAGCAAGUCCAGGUCCCGCUCCUACUCCCGCUCCAAGUCCCACUCCCCCAGGGAGAAGAAGGCCAAGGCCAAGUCCCCGUCCCGUUCCAGAUCUCGAUCCAGGUCCCGGUCCAGAUCCAGAAGCCGCACCCCUUCCUCCAAAAGAGGGUCCCGCUCAAGAUCCAAAAGCCCGCCGAAGCCUGCAGCAGAGAACGGAGGCGAGACCCCGUAGAGCUCAGCACGGCGGCAACAGAUUUCAGGUGACGUCAGAACUUCGAGCCCGAGACCGGAUCCAACGCAAGCAACAGUGUCCCGCUGUGAAAGGUUAUUAUUGUGUCUUCCACGCUUUGGUUUCUUUUUAUUCAUUCAGCCA
Molecule: messenger RNA, 1082 nt
Organism: Morone saxatilis (striped sea-bass)
Lineage: Eukaryota; Metazoa; Chordata; Actinopteri; Moronidae
Gene: srsf2b
Product: serine and arginine rich splicing factor 2b
Exons: 3
Coding region: 261-941 (226 amino acids)
Molecular function (GO): RNA binding
Source: RefSeq, a predicted model, not a curated record